AAUUAUGUUACUCCCGCGGUAUUUUUGCUCGAACCUCCAACGCUGCACGAUGGCCUUCUACGCUGUAGCCAGAGGGCGGAGAACUGGAGUCUACGACUCGUGGGCAGAGUGCGAGGAGCAGGUCAAGGGUUUUAAUAACGCCAAAUACAAGAAGUUUAAAACGCGGCAGGAAGCGGAUCAGUUCGUUAAUGGCUGUAAAUCGUAUGCACCGCAGGAUGUGGCCGUGCCGCUGGGCAAGAGACAGGCAGCACUGGCCAGUUGGAAGAACAGCACCGAAGUGAUUGGGAACCCCAAGUACACAGAGGAGUGGCCCGAAGAGGAUCACGACUUAGCAGAGAAUGAUCUGAAUGCUGCCAUGAACGAGGUGGAGGGAGAUCCUAGGCCAUCUAAUAGUAUUAAUUUAGCAGACAUUUUAAAUCGCAAGCGAAAGGGCACGGAUAGCAGCGAUAAGCGGAACAAGAUCCCACGACAUGUCUCCCAGGUCUCAGAAGCCAAAGGACUCAAACAAGUGGGUGCCUUCCAGUUUGAAAUCGAUGCCGAAGGCUAUGUGAUUGUGUAUACAGAUGGCUCCUGCAUAGGCAAUGGACAACCCGGCGCCUGUGCCGGCUAUGGAGUUUACUUUGGCAAAAAUCAUCCGCUAAACGCAGGCAAGCCCGUGGAUGGACGCGUUACAAAUAAUGUUGGUGAAAUACAAGCGGCCAUUCAUGCCAUAAAAACAGCCAUUGAUUUGGGAAUACAGAAGCUGUGCGUCUGCACAGACUCCCAGUUCUUGAUCAACUCAAUAACCCUGUGGGUUGAGGGUUGGAAAAAAAGGGGCUGGAAGCUAAAGAACAAUCAGCCUGUGAAAAACGUUGUUGACUUUAAGGAACUAGAUAAACUGCUUCAGAACAACAACAUUACCGUGAAAUGGAACUACGUGGAUGCCCAUAAGGGCAUAGAGGGCAAUGAAAUGGCAGACAAAUUGGCGCGCCAAGGAUCCGCCUUGUAUAAGGAUAGAAAUGGGUGAUAAGCCCAUUUUUAAAUUAACCGCCUUUGUAGUAUGUAAUUGAUUUGGCAACGCUGAAUAAAUUGAAGUUACAUGGUAGCCCUGGCCCAAA
Drosophila santomea is the source of this 1097-nucleotide messenger RNA. It is a transcript of the gene rnh1, whose product is annotated as ribonuclease H1. Lineage: Eukaryota; Metazoa; Arthropoda; Insecta; Diptera; Drosophilidae. The transcript has 5 exons. The record is from RefSeq and is a predicted model, not a curated record. Gene Ontology annotation, biological process: DNA replication, removal of RNA primer. The coding region runs from base 5 to 1006 and encodes 333 amino acids. Gene Ontology annotation, molecular function: nucleic acid binding; RNA-DNA hybrid ribonuclease activity; magnesium ion binding.